Molecule: messenger RNA, 1179 nt
Organism: Plasmodium adleri (nom. inval.)
Lineage: Eukaryota; Apicomplexa; Aconoidasida; Haemosporida; Plasmodiidae
Product: inorganic pyrophosphatase, putative
Exons: 3
Coding region: 1-1179 (392 amino acids)
Biological process (GO): phosphate-containing compound metabolic process
Cellular component (GO): cytoplasm
Molecular function (GO): inorganic diphosphate phosphatase activity; magnesium ion binding
Source: RefSeq, a predicted model, not a curated record
AUGGGAAGCAAACUUAUAAAUGUUGAAGGAAGUAACAAUACAGAUGAGAAUAAAUAUAAUAGUAACAAUGUGUUAAACAUAAAUAAUAAAAUGAAUAAGAAUGAUUAUUUUAUAGAGACAAAUAAAGAAUUAAAAAUUAAUUUGAAUUUUCAAAAUAAUAAUAUAAUAUCCAAUAUUUUUUCAAAUAUUAAUGUAUAUGAUAAAUUAAGUAAUAUUUUUAUAAAUAAUAAAAAAACUUAUAUGUUAAAAUAUAAUAAUAAUAUAAAUGAAGAAAAUUUCUUUAUAUCAUAUUUUGAAAAAAAAAAUGAUAAUUUUGUUUCUAUAUCACCAUGGCAUAAUAUUGAUCUUAAAAAUGAUGAUGGUACUUAUAAUAUGGUUGUAGAAAUUUCAAAAUAUAAUUAUAUAAAAUUAGAAAUACAAUUAAAAGAAAAAUUUAAUAUUAUUAAACAAGAUAAAAAAAAAGGAAAACUUAGAUAUUAUCAUAAUUCCAUUUAUUGGAACUAUGGAGCAUUACCACAAACAUAUGAAUAUCCAAAACAUAUAUAUCAAAACAAAUCAAAAACAAAUAAUGAACCAUUAUUUUUUAAUGGAGAUAAUGAUCCAUUAGAUAUUAUAGAUAUUGGAAGUGUCUCUCUAAAAAUGGGUCAAGUAGUACCCGUCAAGAUAUUGGGAGCAUUCACACUAAUUGACGAAGGAGAACUGGACUGGAAAAUUAUUGCCAUAAACAAAGAAGAUAAACACUAUGAAGAUAUAAACUCCUUAAGCGACAUCGACAAAUACUAUCCACAUACUCUGAGUUUAUUACUUGAGUGGUUCAGAUCAUAUAAAAUGGCAGAUACAAAGAAAUUAAAUCUAAUAUCUAAACAAUUAUAUGACAAAAAAGAAAGUGAAGAACUUAUAACUAAAACGCAUCAUUAUUAUUUAGAGUUUCUACAAGAUGUAAAGAAAUUAAAAGAAGAACACAUUAAAGAGAAUAUUAAAGAGAAUAUUAAAGAGAAUAUUAAAGAACAUAUUAAAGAACAUGAUUAUACAAAUACACAAAAUGUACAAUCGAAUUAUGAUAAAUUAAAUAAUAAUGACGAUGAAAUUAUCGAUAAUAAUCUUCUGGAAGAUAUUAAUAUAACAUACUAUAAAUCUGAUAGUUCUUACAAGCCAGAUCUCAACAUAUGGACACCAUAA